CGCAAAGGGAACCGUUCAGCCCUUUCUCUUCCUUGCUCCCGUCCCAAACUUCUGUGUCGCAUGUGUACCUGUACUUUACAUUUCUAUGCUCUGGCUCGUCUGGGUGUUGUCCACAGUCUUCAGACACAAUACAUAUGCCCGUUGGGGAGAUGAACACCCUCUCGUCCUCUCCACUACGAAUUACCUUUUGGGCGGUAAAGUUCAUACCACUGCCAAAAAUGAAGAGUCACUGAGUCAGUAUCUGGUCAGAGUGCGAUCUCCGCUUUCCGCCUACCGUCGGCCGGAGUCUGGAGUUCACUCGAGUUUUUGAACACGAACAGUGACAUGGAUAGAGUAUCCAGGAACAUGCUUGUGGCUUGUGCCAAAGGUUCGAAGCCUAGCCCGGUCUUUUUUUUUUCUUCUUCAGAUCCCAAUUCCUUAAGUACUGUACCCGAUGGGCAUCUUUACGGCUGGGUUUCGUUUUUCUUUCGGCGCCUUCAGGUCGGUUACGACCGUUGCGGUUCUACGGUGGGCACUUCGGAGCCCGGGCUUUUCUGAAAUGUUGUGCUGGAAGGAAUAAGUCGGUGGCGCUAGGCAGCUGAAUGAGAAUCAUGGGACUACCUCUGUUUUGUACGCCCACUAAACUUUACAGGAGUGGAUGGAGCCAGUCGAGUUUAAAUGAGUUCUUUUUGGGCUGGCGGCGAGUGUGUGACGACCCGGCCCCGGCAUUGGCUUCCGAGUGCUGGGAGGUCCUGCUGGCCUACAUAGUAGAUAAGAGCGGAGGCGGAAAAGUGGUCGGUCGGUCUAGGAAAAGAGGGAAAAGGCCGCAUGGGAAUGAAAAAAAAAAAAAAAAAAAAAA
Molecule: messenger RNA, 838 nt
Organism: Neurospora hispaniola
Lineage: Eukaryota; Fungi; Ascomycota; Sordariomycetes; Sordariales; Sordariaceae
Exons: 1
Coding region: 86-310 (74 amino acids)
Source: RefSeq, a predicted model, not a curated record